GAUCAUUUAAUGAAGGUCUAUGGAAAUCAGAUAAUGCAAGCUGUUGUCUUUAUCCUGGAGGGAGAUCAUGUGGUGGAAAUUAAGGAACAGACUUUGUGUAUCUUAACCAAUGUGGCAGAUGGUGAUGAUGCAAAGGAAUACAUCAUGGGAAAUGAAGAUGUUCUAAAGAAACUCAUGACAUAUAUGGUUCAUACCAAUGUAAAGUUACAGAUAGCAGCUACUUCUUGUAUCUCUAAUCUGGUGUGGAAUGAACAAGAAGGAGCAUACAGCAGACAAGCCAAACUUCGAGAUUUAGGAAUACAGAAACUGUUACAACAACUUCUCAGUGCUAAUGAUUCUACCCUGUUUGAUAAGGUGAAAUCAGCACUGCAACAGUUUACCUGAAAGAGAACAUACAUUGUCAAUGGAUAAAUUAUGGCCAGACAUUGUCUUUCACAUGGAAUUACAGAGAAAGAACUACAUGUACUCUCUUAUGGAUAAGAGUUCAGACAUCUGAAAACUUGCUUGUGCAUGCUUUAUUUUCAGUAAAACCCAUUCCAAUGUGUUCUUCAAAUUUUUGGAAUGAAGAAAAAAAUCUUGAUUUCAAGUGCAAGUGGACAUUUUACUAAAGAGCAUGCAAAUAAUUGGUUUGAGAACUUACAGUCAUGGAAAUAGAUUGGAAAACAAUCAAA
Molecule: messenger RNA, 671 nt
Organism: Saccostrea cuccullata (small rock oyster)
Lineage: Eukaryota; Metazoa; Mollusca; Bivalvia; Ostreida; Ostreidae
Product: armadillo repeat-containing protein 8-like
Exons: 5
Coding region: 10-384 (124 amino acids)
Biological process (GO): proteasome-mediated ubiquitin-dependent protein catabolic process
Cellular component (GO): GID complex
Source: RefSeq, a predicted model, not a curated record